CAAUGGGAGAGAAGAAAGCAGUAACGUGAGAAUGAAGGACAUCUCUUUCCAAAAUGCAGAGUCAGAGAAUCCACUCCCUUAUGUAGGAUACCAACAUAAUGAAGAGAAUCACACAAAUGAUGAAGAGCAGUCCCCCCAUGGGGAACAACACAAAAAAUGCAACUACAUUGACGCAAAUCAUAGAAAAAAAGUGAGUAAACAAUUGGAGGGGUGUACAAUCAGCGAAAGGGAGAAAAGUAAUGCGAUUCUCAGCAGACAGAGGAUGAUAAAUCCAGACAAGGAAGAACAACACCCAGGAAGGAGAGAAACGAAUCAGGGAAAUUACUCACAUAAUAAUAGGAAUGAAAAAAAUGAGAUAAAUAUCCUUCAAGAUGAAGAGGGCAUAUUAAAUGACAUUAAAGAGAAAGAGGGAGACAAUCUGAUGGGAGCGUCUUACCCUCACCCUUACCCAUAUCCGUAUCCCCAUCCCGAUGGUGUAGAAAAAUCAGAUGAGUUACCAAAGAAGGAUGGAGAGUGUUUGUCUACCCCUCAUUUGGUGAAAUGCGAAAGGAUAUAUUUGUCUGAGGGGGGAAACAGAAUGGGAGGAGAUACCAGUGUGGACGCCUCCAAUCUGUGCAGAGAAUCCAUCAAUGUGGUCGAGUGCGAUCCGUGUGAACAGAACACCAACCAGGAAAACAGUGUGAAGGACGCAAGUUCGCAGAAGCUGGGUGGCAAAAGUUCGGAUGCAGAAACAGAAAGUGGGAACAGUUCGACAUGCUGCCAAAGUGAAGAAGGGGAGAAAGUCCAGAAGAGCUA
Plasmodium cynomolgi strain B is the source of this 795-nucleotide messenger RNA. RefSeq lists its product as hypothetical. The record is from RefSeq and is a predicted model, not a curated record. Lineage: Eukaryota; Apicomplexa; Aconoidasida; Haemosporida; Plasmodiidae. The transcript has a single exon. The annotation marks the transcript as partial.